CUCCUUUAUCCUUAUCCUUGCGUGCACCCUUGAUGAUGUCCCAGCCUACUCCCACCCCCACCCCCAACAGGCUCCACCCUGGGGGAACCGUGCUCAACCCCGAGAUCUCCGACCCCAAGAAGUUGCCGUUGAUAGUCGACAUUGCCAUCGACAACAACGGCAAGCAGAUGUACCAGGUGCACGAGUACUCCAAGUUGGUGCGCAAGGAAAUGCCGCGCUCCACCACCUUCUCGCGCACCGGCCACCCGUCUGCGGCCCCUGCGCCCCCACCCUACCACCAUGAUGAAACAACCCCCACCCGCAGGGUGUUGGGCACGCUUCUGCCCUCCACCCUCAACCAGAAGAAGCUCGUGGACGACGACGACGAGUACCCCGAGCCUGAGCUGGCCACUCGCAAGCACCCGCCGGUGGGCUUGAACACCCCCACCCAGCCACACUACCACCCGGUGGCCUCGUCGUUGUUGGACCACCCCGACUCCGCCAAAGUUCCGCUCAACCUCAACGUGUUCACCACGGAAGCACUGUCGGGUCCGUCUUCCGCCACCUCCACCAUCUCCACCCUGUCGUUCUCGCGGGCCCAGGAGAACGACAUUUGGUCCGAGCCAGUGGAACAGGCGUUCGAGGAGGUGCUCAACAUCAUCCCCAAAAACGGCCUCAACAAGAUCAAAAUCAGUGGCCGUUCGUGCGGACGAAACGAGCUCAUUUCCGACUACAUCUUCAUGAAAACUGGCAAGUUCCGCACCCGCAAGCAGGUGUCGCUGCACAUCCAGGUGAUCAAGAACUUGGGGCACAAAUUGGACAUCAUUAAGUUGAUCAAUGACGGCCCCACCUUCGACUCCGAGGACGCGCACAACAAGAACAUGAUGCGGUUCGAGGAGAUCUUCCUGACCAUCAACCUCCACAAGUCCAUGGGCAUCAACGACUCGUUGGGCAUGGCCGCAGCACCACCGUCUGCGUCUGCGUCUGCCAAACGCAAGGACUCCGUCACCUCAGCGUCGUCGUCGGUGUCCCACAAGCGUGCACGCAGAAAGUCCAGCAGAGGCCUGCGCAGACCCGUUUUGCCGCCUCCUCGCUUCGAAAACUUCUUCAUGUCAGUCUACGACUCCUACGCCGCCAAUCCCGUCAUCCUCUCGAUCCAGAACAACCAGGACACCCCCAAGGCGUUGAAAAUCAAGGAAAACGCCAACAUCGAGGCCCGGUUCCCGGGGUUGAACGAUUUCCAGGACUGUGCCCACAUCCCCAUCAUCCACAACAUGGUACGCAUCCUCUUUCCCGAGUUGCCCUCCAACCACUCGAUCGAGCUGGGGUUCAAGUCCAACAUCUUGUUGAACACCAGCAACCACCCCAUCGCAGAACCCAUCAAGACAGAGCCAUCCGAGGGCCUCAGCAACCCAGCGUCACCCAACGAAUACGAGGCCAGCGUCUACUCCUCGUUCACCUGCAUCUACUCCUACGGCAAGGAGGUGUUGAAGUUCAACGAGUCGGGCAUCAAGCUCAACGAAAACCGUGAGUUCUUGGUCAAAUUCUGGAAGUUCUUCUUGUCGAAAUUGGUGGGCAAAGACGACCACGAAAUCAACAUGGCCUUCAAGGGCAUGACCAUCAAGCAGGUCGUCUACGACUCCUCGUCGCCUGCGGGCGAGAACGACGUGCCUAACGACACCGUGAAUAACAACGACAUCAUGGUGUCCAAACUGAGAAUUAGAUUGGUUUUGUUGUGGGAGUUUGCCAAGGUGGACGAUUUGAAGGACGCCAUCACCACAACCUCCAACUUGAUUCUACCCUCAGCCAGAAUCGUGACGAAGAGCGAAAACAUCGUACCACAGGUGGUCGAAUAUCCUCAAUCUCAUGGCUAUGGCGACGGGUCUGCAGUGGCUGGCUCGCCAGCUUCCGCAACAAACCCGGGCUUUCCAAAUUACCCAGCCCCUCUAUCAUCCACAGCUCCUUCAGCUAUGAGCAUGGCCCAACCAAUGACCUCCACCACUAUUUCAUCACAAGCCCCCGAAUCCUCUUCCAUGGAACAGCCAUGGGAAAAACCUCAAAUUGAUGUCCAACGUAAAUUCCAAUCGUUGCAACAGAUGCAACUUAUGCAACACGGGACUCCUCAGCAAGCCCCCUCUCUGGGAGUACCCUAUCCUCACCAACAGUAUCAAUACCUGACCACCCCAGUCCAAGCAAACAACCCCAACCAACAAUAUCAUAUGGCACCCCAGCCACAACAAAGCAUGGAUUUUAUGAUGAUUCCUGGCGAUUCUCAAGAUUACCAGACGUUACUUUACCCAGGAGGUUUCAUCAAUGAUUACAUGUGAUCACUUGCAUUCAAGCCAUUUUAGUUACAUUUUCACAUUAACAGGUUUCAAUUCUAAUACGGCAUGACAACAGGGAACUAGUGAGUCAGCAAAACUAGAUGUGGGGGAACGGGUAGAAGAAGAUGAGAAUAGACUGUGAGAUCAGCAGGCUGAUGGUCAUACAAUAGCAUACAAGCGAAUUAUACUAGCAAAAUAAAAAAAAAUUCGACUUUAGUCUGAUUGUAGAUUUAGGAUGUUUGGUGUA
This is a messenger RNA of Suhomyces tanzawaensis NRRL Y-17324, 2550 nucleotides long. RefSeq names its product transcription factor TEC1 (gene TEC1). Gene Ontology annotation, cellular component: transcription regulator complex. The transcript has a single exon. Lineage: Eukaryota; Fungi; Ascomycota; Pichiomycetes; Serinales; Debaryomycetaceae. The coding region runs from base 36 to 2306 and encodes 756 amino acids. Gene Ontology annotation, biological process: regulation of transcription by RNA polymerase II. The record is from RefSeq and is a predicted model, not a curated record. Gene Ontology annotation, molecular function: DNA-binding transcription factor activity, RNA polymerase II-specific; RNA polymerase II cis-regulatory region sequence-specific DNA binding.